AGCAAUCACUGUUGGUUGUAUUAAAUCUAUGAAAUCUUUUGUUAUUAGACCAGUUGGAGUUGAUGAGAAUGCUGCUGUGCAACAGGCCAUACGUAAUAGCUUGUCUAUGCAUGUCGAUGUGGAAGAUGCAGUUGGUGAUGCUAUCACUGACCCUGAAAUUCUCACAAGUGAUGGUUUCUUGAAUGCAGUUAAAGAGCAUGCAGCAAACAAAAUUCAAGGAGACCCUCGAAACAUUGUUGUUAGCCGAUUAAGCAUAUGGCGAACUGCGCUACCAUAUUUUAGAAGGAAAGGCUUCCUUAGUUCUGCUGGCAUUUUGAAAGUAUCAUUUGCUACAUUUGAAGAGGAGGAAGAUGCCGUAGAUCAAGGUGGCCCAAGAAGAGAAUUCUUCCAUCUACUUCUUGGAGCUAUUGCACGAGACAGUGGAAUAAUGUGUACUGAAAGCUGCAAAGGAUCAAGGGGGUGUUGAUUCUUUUUUGGCUGAGAGUGAGUGGAGAUAUGACAUUGAUGGAUUGUCCCAAACCCUCCUAAUUAAAGAUAAGCUGAUGUUCAUUGAGGAGGUCACCAAAUACUUCAUCAUCAUAAAAUGCAAACCAAUGCUUGAUCAGCUCAUUGAAGGCCUCAAUUAUUAUGAUGUAUGUGGUGUCGUAUAUUUAAUUCAAAGUUUAGUUUAAUUUUAUUUUAUUUGCCUGCCUCCAUAAUAGUGUUAUAGUAGUAGCACUUUGGGGGUAUUAUG
Messenger RNA from Xenia sp. Carnegie-2017, 733 nucleotides. RefSeq lists its product as uncharacterized. The coding region runs from base 29 to 466 and encodes 145 amino acids. NCBI's taxonomy places the organism in Eukaryota, Metazoa, Cnidaria, Anthozoa, Malacalcyonacea, Xeniidae. The record is from RefSeq and is a predicted model, not a curated record. Gene Ontology annotation, molecular function: ubiquitin-protein transferase activity. The transcript is spliced from 2 exons.